CGUCCCGCUCCCCCCGCUGCCCCCCCGCCCGGCGGCGGGCGCUGCCGCAGCACCAUGCCGGCCGACCUGAUGGAGAAGAGCAGCGCCUCGCCGGUCGCCGCCACCCCCGCCAGCGUCAACGCAACGCCUGACAAGCCCAAGACGGCGGCGGAGCACCGGAAGUCCUCCAAGCCUAUCAUGGAGAAGCGGCGGCGGGCGCGCAUCAAUGAGAGCCUGGGGCAGCUGAAGACGCUCAUCCUGGACGCGCUGAAGAAGGAUAGCUCGCGGCACUCCAAGCUGGAGAAGGCUGACAUCCUGGAGAUGACUGUCAAGCACCUGCGGAGCCUCCAGCGAGCUCAAAUGACCGCUGCACUGAGCACAGACCCCACCGUGCUGGGCAAGUACCGUGCCGGCUUCAGUGAGUGUAUGAAUGAGGUGACGCGGUUCCUCUCCACCUGCGAGGGUGUCAACACCGAGGUGCGCACUCGGCUCCUGGGCCACCUGGCCAGCUGCAUGACCCAGAUCAACGCCAUGAACUACCCUGCACCCCCACCACCACCCCCGCUGCCACCCGCUGCUGCCUUUGGGCCACCCCUGGUGCCACCAGGCGGUGGUGCAGGGCCUCUCCCAGGCAUGCCCUGCAAACCAGGUGCCGAUGCAGCCAAAGUGUAUGGUGGUUUCCAGCUGCUGCCAGCCUCCGAUGGGCAAUUUGCUUUCCUCAUCCCCAGCACUGCCUUUGCUCCGGGUGGUGCUGUGCUGCCCCUGUAUGGCGGCCCACCCACAGCUGCCACCGCUGCCUCACCGCCUGGCCCCCCACCCGGCACAGCCGACUCCGUCUGGAGACCCUGGUGAGAGUGACGGGCACUGGACUGGACUGAGCACCACACCCCGUGCUGCUGGCACGGCUGUACAUAGGUUAUAUGUUCAUAUUGGAUUGUGCCUUUGUACCAUAGUACUCCUGCGACAGUGUUUCGUGUUUUACACGAGAUCUUUUUUUCUCCCUCCCCUUCCCAUCCUUAUGUGACACCAAAGAUUGGGGUUGUUUUCUUUUUUUUUUUUGAAUACUUUCAAAAUAAAAGAGUCUCUUCCAUUUUGGAAGGCCUUUGAGAUAAGUUGGCGUGCAGGUAUGUGUGCAUAGGAGGGAGCCCAGUUCCUGGCUUGCUCCCCAGAUCGUGGGGCUCCAGGGCUGCUUUGUCUUGCUCUCCAGGCUGGAGCUGUCACUCAGGGCCUCUGUCCCCUCUCCCUGCCCUGGGGCAGAUGUAGUUGCUGCUUCCUUGGGAGCAGCUCAAUUAAUCAGACUUCUUAAAAAGAGCUUCCAUUUGCAGAGCUGGUGAAUGCACUGAGGGAGGCACCUCCACUCUGUUCCUGGCUCCUUGGGAUGAUGGAGCGGAGUAGCCCAGGUAAAACAAGAUGGAUUUGGCAGAGCCCAACUCCUGGUCUAGGCUGCCUGGGUGAGCCUCCUGCCCUGGACCUGGAGGGGCCCACUCCUGGGUCACGAUAUAAAUUGCAGAUGACUUAAGUCAGUUGACUUAGAGAGUGAUGCCUGCCAGCUUCUUGUGUUACAAAAAUGUCAUCUCUCCCUAGGACAAGCCUGACAGGAGUGCUCCUGUCUCCUGGCUGAUGGGCUGCAGCAGGCGCCGGGUACCACCUCCACCUGGAUUUAGAAGCACAGAGCUGUUCCCAGCUCUGAGCACCAGCCAGGCUCUGCUUGAUGAUUAAUGCUCUGCAUGUGUUUUUGAUAGAUUUGGGCAUUUCCUCUGCUGUUAUAUGGAAAACAUGUGUCUGGGGGAGCAAUGUGGGGCUGUAUGGACUAUCUCUACAACAGUGAGCAGCAACUGACUCCUUUGACUUGGUCAUGCCCCAUUUCCAGGCAAGAUGCAAGCCCUAGAUAGAGGUGAGCUUACAGCUUGCAUUGCUCUUCUCAACAAGUCUGAACUCGGAGCGGACAGCUUUAAACUGUGCCAGGAUUCACUGGGGAUUCCUUCCAAAUCCUGCUGCAAAGCCCUGUUGGAUUUUGUCUGGAUCAGCCAGGUGCUUGACUAUAUCCAGGUGCUGUGGAGGAAAUGAAAGCUGGGCAUAGCAUGAGAUUUGACAGAUGAAACCUGUUGGGGUUUGAAUCCCUCCCCAUCUUCUCCCCACCCUUUCUCCCUGUACACAAACACAGCCUCCUGAUUUGAAAAUACUUCUUGGGAUGGAUUUUGAAGAAGGAGAGAGUGUGUGUGUGUCUGGAAUCUCUCUCUGCAGGUGCACCGAUGAGGCCACUAGCAGCUUUUUUGGAAGGGGUUGUAUGGUAUCAUCUCCCUGGGUAAUGCAGCAGAGCUAUUUCCCGGUGCUUUUGCUGGCCUGUGUUUCCACUGUCACAGUGGCAUCUUGCAGCCAGGUUUUGUCUGCCAGGCUUUGGAAUAGCGGAUAUGCUGUGCCUAGGUAGUUCUGCAGCUGUACAGGCUAAGUCUGCCUUCUCUUCCACCAGCUGUAGUGUCAACUUUGCAUUAGAGGCACCAGGGGCAGGACUAAGCCCACCAUGUGUUUGGAGAGCCUGUCUGGGUAUCUGAUCAGACCAGCUCCUGCUGCUGGAUGGCCUGUGUGGGAACGGAGCAGACCAGUAACUCAUCACCUGUAAGAGCUGAGGCUGUUCCAGCUUAGCAGAGUUCUUCUUUUCUACUGAAGUAGUUGGUUUGGAAAGAAUCUUAAAUUAAAAAGACUUUGCUGUAUGCUAAUGGACAACACAUAGCAGAUCGAGAGGUGAAAGACAAGAUGAACCUACUUGCUAAUGGAGUUUAAAUAGCAUAGUAUAAAGCAGAUAUGCCAUGCUUGGACUGGUUUCUCCAAAGCUUUCUGUAUUUACUUUUUCCCACAGCCUGUUGACAUGAGAGAUCUGCUUGAGUCUGUGAGCUUUGAGGGGAUCAGUGCGAUUCCCAAGAGCUGUGCUUUUGAUGCCAGUUCACUGAGCCCGUGACAAAUUGGGAUGACAAAUGCAGGCUGUGGGCCUGUGGUUCAUUAUGUGCAGGAGUUGCCCUUCAGGUGCAGCAAGUUUCUCCAAAUUGGUGCCAUGG
Messenger RNA from Cuculus canorus (common cuckoo), 3032 nucleotides. It is a transcript of the gene HES1, whose product is annotated as hes family bHLH transcription factor 1. Lineage: Eukaryota; Metazoa; Chordata; Aves; Cuculiformes; Cuculidae. The transcript has 4 exons. Gene Ontology annotation, cellular component: nucleus. Gene Ontology annotation, molecular function: DNA-binding transcription factor activity, RNA polymerase II-specific; protein dimerization activity; RNA polymerase II cis-regulatory region sequence-specific DNA binding. Gene Ontology annotation, biological process: anterior/posterior pattern specification; regulation of neurogenesis; negative regulation of neuron differentiation. The record is from RefSeq and is a predicted model, not a curated record. Bases 55 to 831 code for a protein of 258 amino acids.